AUGGCUACAAACGGUAUUCAGGAGGCUUUUGCGCCCAACGAUGUGCUGUCGGCCAUGGUUACUAUGCGCGGCGGCGAGCAGGAAACCAAGAAGAAGGCGCACGCAUACCUGGAACGCUUCCAGAAAUCUAAAGAUGCUUGGGGCACCGUCAUCGGCAUCCUCCAGUCCGACGCAGAGCCCGAGGCCAAACUCUUUGCGGCUAUCACUUUGCGCGGAAAGAUCACCUACGACCUGUCAACGCAAGUAUCGGAAACCGAACUGCCUGCGCUGCGGGACCAAAUCCUCCUCCUUCUCAAACACUUUGCCGCUGGUCCCAAGCCUAUACGAGUCCAACUCUGCGUGUGUCUUGCGACGCUGGCGGUACAGAUGAAGGAAUGGAAGGAUGUUCUCCCCACAGUGGUCUCGUCUCUCGGCGACAGCGUCGAGAGCCACGCGGCCAUUCUCGACUUCCUGCGCGUGCUGCCCGAGGAGGUAACCGAAGGCCGCAAAAUCACCCUUACUGAAGAAGAGCUUUCCCAGCGGACCAGGGAAUUGCUGGGUGACAACACGGACCAGGUCGUUCAACUGCUGAUCAACUACUCCCAAUCAUCUCCCUCUGCUGCCCAAAAUCCACAGCUGAUGGAGUGCAUCACUUCAUGGCUUCGCGAAGUUCCCGUCAAUACUAUUGUCAAAUCCCCACUCCUCGACGUCAUCUUCAACGCUGUCGGCAACGAGCACGCAUCUCAGGAAGCGUCGGAGUGCUUGUGCACCAUUUUCAGGGAGACGAGGGAUGUCGACGAUAACCUCGACACUAUCCAGGUCCUUCUUCCCCGGGUCAUCGCGCUGCGACCUAGGAUCGAAGCAGUCGUCAACGACGAAGACACGGAGGUUUACAAGUCCCUGACCAAAAUCUUUGCUCUCGCCGGCGAGGCGUGGGUCGUGGCCAUAGCCCGCGAGCCCCAGCACUUCCGAUCGCUUGUUGAUGCGGUGUUGGAAUGCGCUGCGAGGGAUAAAGAUCGCGAUGUCAUCGAGCACACGUUCCAAUUUUGGUACGAGCUGAAGCAAUAUUUGGUAUUGGAGAGGUACAUUCAGGCGAGGUUGGAGCUGGUGGACGUUUACUCGAAGCUCGUGGAUAUCCUCCUCAAGCAUCUGGAAUAUCCCCAGUCCGAGUCGGCCAACGAAACGGACCUCUUUGACGGUGACCGAGAGCAAGAGGAGAAGUUCCGCGAGUUCCGGCACCAGAUGGGCGACACACUCAAGGAUGCAUGUGAAGUGAUGGGUGUGACAGACUGUCUCACCAAGGUCCUUGACGCCAUCAAGCUUUGGAUGCACAAGUACGCCAGCCAGGCCACGGCAACGUCGGUCCCUCAUUGGCAGGAGCUGGAAGCCCCCCUGUUCUCCAUGCGCGCGAUGGGGCAGAUGGUUGACAAGGAGGAAGCCAUCGUCUUGCCGCAGUUGAUGCCGCUACUCGUUCAGAUCCCCAGUCACGAGAAGCUCCGUUUCGCCACCAUCAUGGUCCUUGGUCGAUACACGGAAUGGACCUCAGCACACCCAGAAUACCUCGAGCCGCAGUUCAACUACAUCGUGACCUCUUUCCAGACGGAUUCGAAGGAGGUUGUCAGGGCUGCGGCCAUGGCUAUCAAAUACUUCUGCACCGACUGCAAGCAACUCCUGAGUGGCCAAGUGCUUCAGAUGCAGACAUUCUACGACCAGAUUCUCGACAAACUACCCGACAUGAGUCAAGAGGAAAUCACCGAGGGAGUUGCCAGCGUUGUUGCUGUACAACCCCCAGCCGAAAUCUACAAGCUUCUCAAGCUCUACUGUGACCCCCUGGUGCAGCGCUUGAUGAACAAGGCCAAUGUUGCUACUGAUGACAAGGGUAAAUUGGCGCUUGCAGACCACCUCCAACUCAUUACCACGUUCAUCCAGAUAGUCGUGCCGUAUGUCGGCCCUGGAGAAGAAAACCCCGCCGUCAAGUAUUGGCAAGAAGUGUUCCCAGUGCUUGCCACCAUCCUGGACAACUUCCUCGGCUUCGUUCCAAUCUGCGAGAGAAUCUGCCGCUGCUGGCGCAACAUGAUCAUUUCCUACAGAACGGCCAUGACGCCGUUGCUGCCGGAGAUGGCCAACAAACUGGCCAGCGGCUUCUCCAGCUCACGCCAGGGCGCGUUCCUCUGGGUCACAGCUGCUAUUCUCAGGGAGUUCUCCGAAGAUCGGGAGCACGUGGAUCAGGACAUUACCCAGAGCAUCUACGUCUUCUUCGAGGCACAGACGACGACUUUUUUGAGGGUGAUGAGCGAGCUUCAGCCCAGCGAACUGCCAGACGUUAUCGAGGACUUCUUCAGACUGCUGAUUGACGCUCUCCUCUACUACCCACAGAGACUCAUCCCUUCGGAGCUUCUGGGACCUAUAUUCGAGGCUGCUGUCUACGCUUUGACCCUAGAGCAACGCGACCCCCUGUCGGCGACCCUUCACUUCCUCCGCGAUCUCCUUACAUACGGUGGGGACAACCCUGCCACGUCAGAUGUCCUCCCGCCCGAUGUUGCUGCUCACAUUCGCGAGGUUGUGAGCAAGUUGCUCAGUACACAUGGCGAGAAACUGGUGAAGCAAGUCAUGGCCGGCAUGAUGAUCACCUUCCCUCGGGACUGUUUUGCGGACGGUAGCGGUGUCCUGCUGGCAAUGUUUGAGUUGUUCCCGGCCCAAACGACUAUUUGGGUUGAGCGCACUAUUCAGUUACUGCCUCAAGGCACUAUCACCCCGGCCGAGGCGGACCGGCUGAUGAUCAAGAUCAAGGAGCGUCUGAGCGGCAACGACCCCAGCGCAAUCCGGCAAGUAAGGGCGCUUCUUCAGGAUUUUACCAACACAUAUCGUCGGCGGUACGUAGCCCCCCGUGAGGGCCUGGGUCAAUUGGAGGCCGCACGUUUCCACUUCACGGGCUAG
Colletotrichum karsti is the source of this 2916-nucleotide messenger RNA. RefSeq names its product karyopherin. Gene Ontology annotation, biological process: protein import into nucleus. Gene Ontology annotation, molecular function: small GTPase binding. The record is from RefSeq and is a predicted model, not a curated record. Gene Ontology annotation, cellular component: cytoplasm; nuclear membrane. Lineage: Eukaryota; Fungi; Ascomycota; Sordariomycetes; Glomerellales; Glomerellaceae. The coding region runs from base 1 to 2916 and encodes 971 amino acids. The transcript is spliced from 6 exons.